This is a messenger RNA of Pan troglodytes (chimpanzee), 2329 nucleotides long. It is a transcript of the gene ACYP2, whose product is annotated as acylphosphatase 2. The transcript has 7 exons. The coding region runs from base 1476 to 1988 and encodes 170 amino acids. The record is from RefSeq and is a predicted model, not a curated record. Lineage: Eukaryota; Metazoa; Chordata; Mammalia; Primates; Hominidae. Gene Ontology annotation, molecular function: acylphosphatase activity.
GACGGCGUCGGGGGAGGCGGUGGUGGCGGCAGCUGGAGCCCGACGGGCUGCCCCUUUUUCGCCGUGGGCCCGGCUCGGAGCCCCCACCCCGGGCCUCACCGGCCCAGCGCGAGGCUGCCUCACCGGAAACACGAGGCCGAAUUCCAAGCUAUUGUCCUGCUUCGCCGGGGGUCGCGCACUCCAGGCGGCAGCCCACUGGAGUCCCAGUCGCCACGACAGGCGGCAGCCAGACUCAGCCUGCCUGCACCCAGGUGAAAUAAACAGCCAUGUUGCUCACACAAAGCCUGUUUGGUGGUCUCUUCCCACGGACACGCGAGACAAUGAGGAGAUACAAGGUCUCGCUGUUCUACCUAGGCUGUUCUAGAACUCCUAAUGUCAAGCUAUCCUCCUGCCUCGGCCUCCCAUGCUGUUGGGAUUACAGGUGAGAACCACCGUCCUUGGUCACAAAUUCCUUUAAAGAGCUGUGCAAUGGCUCUCACAGCCAUUGCAGUACAUUGAACUCCAUAGAGACAGCACUGGGCAAGUGAGAACCAGACAGGCAUUGGGCGACUCUGCCUCACUGAGGAAAAAUAACUAAAAAUGGGCAAAGGAGAUCCUAAGAAGCUGAGAGGCAAAAUGUCAUCAUAUGCAUUUUUUGUGCAAACUUGUCAGGAAGAGCAUAAGAAGCCGCAGCCAGAUGCUUCAGUCAACUUCUCAGAGUUUUUAAGAAGUGCUCAGAGAGGUGGAAGACCAUGUCUGCUAAAGAGAAAAGUGAAGACAUGGCAAAGGUAGAGAAGGCCCAUCAUGAAAGAGAAAUGAAAAUCUAUAUCCCUCCUAAAGGGGCGACAAAAAAGAAGUUUGAGGAUCCCAGUGCACCCAAGAGGACUCCUUUGGGCUUUUUUUCUGUUCUGUUCUGAGAAUCUCCCAAAAAUAAAAGGAGAAUAUCUUGGCCUGUCCAUUGGUGAUGUUGUGAAGAAACUAGGAGAGAUGUGGAAUGACACUGCUGCAGGUGACAAGCAGCCUUAUGAAAAGAAGGCUGCGAAGUUGAAGGAAAAAUAUGAAAGGAUAUUGCUGCAUAUUGAGCUAAAGGAAAGCCUGAUGCAGCAAAAAAAAGGAAUCAUCAAGGCUGAAAAAAGCAAGAAAAAGAAGAAAGAGUGCCGAGCUCAGUGGCUCACACCUGUAAUCCCGGCACUUUGGUAGGCCGAGGCAGGAAAAUCACCUGAGGUCAGGAGUUUGAGACCAGCCUGGCCAACAUGGCAAAACCCUGCCUUUACUAAAAAAAUACAAAAAUUAGCUGGGUGUGGUAAUGCAUUCCUGUAAUCCCAGCUACUCGGGAAACUGAGGCAUGAGAAUCACUUGAAUCCAGGAGGCAGAGGUUGCAAUGAGCCAAGAUCGCACCAUUGCACUGGAGCCUGGGCGACAGAGCAAGACUCUGUCUCAAUAAAUAAAUAAAUAAAUAAAUAAAUAAAUAAAUAAAAAGAGGGAAGAGGAGGAAGAUGAAGAGGAUGAGGAGAAGGAGGAGGAUGAAGAUGAAGAAGAUGAUGAUGCUGAAUAAGUUUGUUUUAGUGCAGUUUUUUUUCUUGUCUAUAAAGCAUUUAAGCCCCUUGUACACAACUCAUUCCUUUCAAAGAAAAACAAUUGAAAUCUAUAAAUUCGUACAAUUAUCAGAGUUUGGUUUUGGUCAAGUCAUAAUUGUGAGUGAAGAACCAUGGAAGGAGAACAUUUCUUGCUCAUCAACUACUUUCAUAAAAUCAACAAUUUGCUUAAGUGUUUGCUUCAGAAUGUAUACAGAAGAUGAAGCUAGGAAAAUAGGAGUGGUUGGCUGGGUAAAGAAUACCAGCAAAGGCACCGUGACAGGCCAAGUGCAGGGGCCAGAAGACAAAGUCAAUUCCAUGAAGUCCUGGCUGAGCAAGGUUGGAAGCCCUAGUUCUCGCAUUGACCGCACAAACUUUUCUAAUGAAAAAACCAUCUCUAAGCUUGAAUACUCUAAUUUUAGUAUUAGAUACUAAUAGAAGAGAAAAAUUGUAACACACUGAACAACAGAUACUGUAUGUUCUUAAGACUAUGUAUACUAGAAUAAUAGUAGCAGAGUAGGGUGAAAAGGAACUUUCAGUUCUGAAAGUAAGCGACUGUACCUGUUACUAAAAAUGUCUGACACUGAAAUAAUUUUACUCAACUAUGUUUUCAACAAGCAAAAAUAUAGUAUUCUAAGAUUAAAAUGUCAUUACAAAAUAUUUAGUGUGAACAUUUAAUUUAAACUUGUCUCACGGAAUCUUUAAUUUCAAUGAACAUUACAGCAUAUAUAUGUUAUUUGGCGAGACAUCAAAUAAAGUUAACCAUUUAAAAAUUA